Messenger RNA from Copidosoma floridanum, 7783 nucleotides. RefSeq lists its product as uncharacterized. NCBI's taxonomy places the organism in Eukaryota, Metazoa, Arthropoda, Insecta, Hymenoptera, Encyrtidae. Gene Ontology annotation, biological process: signal transduction. Gene Ontology annotation, molecular function: protein binding. The record is from RefSeq and is a predicted model, not a curated record.
ACUAAGGCACUAGGCAGUUUUGUUCGGUCUUCGGUCAGGCCUGCAGACUUUGUGCAGGACUGGUUCUCAUAUACGAGUGGUGAGUGGGCACUCCGGACAGUAGUGCUUCCAAUUCUACGCGAUUGUGUUUUCAUAUUUUCCCCCUUUAUUUUUAUCGUCGCAAUAAGGCAAAGAAAGUUUUAAAGGGCCCACUUUCGGCACAAGACCAGGGCCAGUUUUUGUUGUAUUGCUGCAUUACGUGCGGAUGUACAUUGCAUUUAUAAAUAAAAAAAAAAUUAAAAAAAAACGGAGUAACAAUAACAGCAAAUAUAUACUUAAAGCCAAAAGUUAUUCCGUGCAGUUAUCGUCGCUGCAACUAAUAACACAAGCAGAAGACGAGAUUUGAGGCGUGUGUAUUAGGUAUACAUAUAUAUGGAUGGUGACUCCGAACUCCAAAAUUCGGAGCUCGUAUUCACUUAUUCAGUUCGGACGCGAUCUUCAUCUCUCACGUUCUCGACGUCCUCGCAGCGUGAGUGUGAACAAGUGAACAAUUACAGCAGCAACAACAAGAAAAAUAAUAAUAGUAGGCCCAAAUAAAUAGAUUCUUUAGACGCAAAAGUGCCUCUGACGCGUAGGCCUAACUUGCAGUGAUCGACGGUCACCGGGUACUUUUUGUACAUCGUAUACCUGCCUAUCAGGAGCAUCGGGGGUGGUCGCUGCCGCAGCACACCAAAGUACCCAACAGCCAGCCAGCAAUCAAGGCAAAAGGCUCUCUCGCGCGUCUUCGUCCCCCACCGUCACUGCCGCCCCGCCGCCGCAUCGAUAUAAAACUACAUUACAACUGGGGCGUCUGCACCGACGCUGACACCACAGCUGGCUCUGCUGCUUAUACUUUACUGGAGCCGUUCACUCAUUUUUUUUUUUUUUUUUUUCUUCCCAACGGCGUGUAACAUAGCGUGUUAACAAUAAAUAAAUAAAUAAAUAAAUAACAAAAGAGCUGGAGCAUCAGUGAACGACAAGACCCCGUGCCCGAGAGACAUGCCUUCCCCCUGCGUGCCCUUGCUAUAGUUGCCCUCGUUGGCUUGUCGCCCAUAUAUAAUAUCAUAUACACAGUGCAUCCAAACGCAUACAAGUGUAUAUACAUAUUAUAUAGAGUCGAGUUGCACAGAGGGAGAGGAAAGAUAAGCGAAAGAGAGAGAGAGAGGAAGCAGGAGCAGCGCGUAGAUUGAUCGGGGCGAAAGGGUGGCCGAGCUGUGCCCUCAAGAGCGGCAGCCGCAGCUAGUACUGCAGGGUGGGCCGGGUCCAGGAUGACCGGGAAGGAGAGGAAGGCCGCUACCGCGGCUCCCAACGCUAAUAAUACCACUACCACUGGGAACAACAACAACAACAACAACAAUAACAAUAACAACGCCGCCAACCUAACCUCGAGUGGGGGCGGCGGCGGCAACAACAACGAACAUCGGCCGCCGAACAACAACGAGCAGGGCGGCCUCGAGGUCAGCCAGCAGAACGGCGGUCCGAUGGAAAAGGCGCCGGUCGUUGCCGGAACCAAUGUCGAGACUCUGCCCCGUACUGGCAAACAGGGGGAUCCGAGCACGGCGUUCCUGCGAGCCGCAAGGGCAGGACACCUCGAAAAGGUCCUCGAGUACCUCGACUCCGGCGUUGACAUCAACACUUCCAAUUCGAAUGGACUGAAUGCUUUGCACUUGGCAGCGAAAGACGGACACUUGAAAAUAGUGAAAGAACUGUUGUCGCGCGGAGCGACUGUCGAUGCCGCGACGAAAAAGGGAAACACCGCUCUGCACAUUGCAUCUCUUGCUGGUCAAGAGGAGGUCGUGCAGCUGCUCGUUCAGCGGGGAGCCUCGGUUAACGCACAAUCCCAAAAUGGGUUCACCCCACUGUACAUGGCUGCCCAAGAGAACCACGACUCUGUCGUCAAAUUCCUUCUGGGCAAGGGAGCCAAUCAAACUCUCGCCACGGAGGAUGGUUUCACGCCGCUGGCCGUUGCCAUGCAGCAGGGACACGACAAGGUGGUCGCGAUUCUCCUGGAAAACGACACGAGAGGCAAGUUUCGACUGCCAGCCUUACACAUAGCCGCGAAAAAAGACGACUGCAAGGCUGCCGCUCUACUUUUACAGAACAAUCACAAUCCCGAUGUGACGUCGAAAAGUGGUUUCACGCCUCUUCACAUAGCGAGCCACUACGGCAAUGACCGCGUCGCUUCCUUGCUCUACGACAAAGGAGCGGACGUGAACUUUGCCGCCAAGCACAACAUCACUCCGAUGCACGUGGCUGCCAAGUGGGGCAAAAUUAAAAUGGUCAACCUUCUGAUAAGCAAGGGGGCGAACAUCGAGGCGAAAACCAGGGACGGGCUCACGCCUCUGCACUGCGCGGCUCGUUCCGGGCACCACGAAGUCGUCGACAUCCUCAUUGAGAAGGGAGCUCCGAUCGGCUUGAAGACCAAAAACGGCUUGGCGCCUCUACACAUGGCCAGUCAGGGUGACCACGUGGACGCAGCCCGAAUUUUGUUGUACCACCGAGCCCCGGUCGACGAAGUGACGGUGGACUACCUCACAGCCUUGCACGUAGCCGCCCACUGCGGCCACGUGCGCGUGGCCAAAUUACUCUUGGACAGAAACGCGGAUCCCAAUGCCCGGGCUUUGAACGGUUUCACGCCUCUUCACAUUGCUUGCAAAAAGAAUCGAAUCAAAGUCGUCGAGCUACUCCUGAAGCACAAGGCCAGCAUCGAAGCGACCACGGAGUCCGGCUUGACGCCUCUGCACGUCGCUAGUUUCAUGGGCUGCAUGAACAUCGUCAUUUACUUAUUGCAACACGAAGCUAGUCCAGACAUACCUACGGUACGAGGUGAAACGCCUCUCCAUUUAGCCGCGAGAGCGAAUCAGACUGAUAUUAUUAGGAUACUCUUGAGGAACGGAGCGCAAGUAGAUGCUCGAGCUAGGGAAGAACAGACUCCACUCCACGUGGCGAGCAGGAUGGGCAACGUGGACAUAGUCAUGCUUCUGCUGCAACACGGAGCCGACGUGGACGCGACCACACAAGACUUGUACACGCCUCUGCACAUAGCAGCGAAGGAGGGCCAGGAAGAAGUGGCUUCCGUCCUUCUCGAGAACGGGGCCUCCCUCACGGCAACCACGAAAAAAGGUUUUACACCGCUUCAUUUGGCCUCAAAAUACGGCAACAUGAACGUGGCCCGGCUUUUACUACAAAAGAACGCCCCGGUUGACGCUCAGGGCAAGAAUGGAGUGACUCCGCUCUACGUAUCGUCCCACUACGAUCAUCAGAACGUGGCGUUACUUCUCCUCGACAAGGGUGCCUCGCCUCACGCCAUGGCCAAAAAUGGCCACACACCGCUGCACAUUGCUGCCCGCAAAAAUCAGAUGGAUAUAGCCACAACUUUACUGGAAUACGGCGCUAAAGCGAACGCCGAGUCGAAAGCGGGCUUUACGCCACUUCAUUUGAGCGCUCAAGAAGGCCACACAGACAUGUCGACUUUGCUUAUAGAGCACAAAGCUGACACCAAUCAUAAAGCCAAGAAUGGUCUCACGCCUCUCCACUUGUGCGCCCAAGAAGAUAGGGUCAAUGUUGCUUCCAUUCUUGUGAAAAACGGCGCCCAGGUCGAUGCAAAAACAAAGGCUGGUUACACGCCGCUUCACGUGGCGGCUCAUUUCGGUCAAGCAGCCAUGGUUCGAUUUCUACUGAGCUCCGGCGCAUCUGUCGACAGCAGCACCAGUGCAGGGUACACACCUUUGCAUCAAGCGGCUCAACAGGGCCACACGCUAGUUAUAAAUUUACUUCUAGAGAGUGAGGCUCAGCCAAAUGCUCUCACGAACAGUAAUCAAACGGCUCUAGAUAUCGCUCAGAAACUUGGAUACAUAACGGUAGUAGAAACAUUGAAAGUUGUUACAGAAACUGUCAUAAUUACCACCCAUACGUUAACUAUUGAAGAAAAAUACAAAGUCCAAGCUCCGGAAUCUAUGCAAGAAACUUUCAUGAGCGACAGCGAAGAUGAAGGUGGUGGCGAUGAGAUCGGCAUGGCGGCCAUGAAUGUGUACGGGCAACCGCCUCACGCGCAACACGUGUACCUCCCCUCCUACAACCACGGCCAAAUGACCUACACUCGUGAAGACCCGAUGCUUAGUGAUCAGCACCAAUACCGAUACAUGACCGAAGACGAUAUGAAAUCCAUGGGGGACGACUCGAUGAGAGUCAACGUCACUGACGAUGAAAAAGACAAUAGACACUCUGGAGUGCCCACAGUUACUGAAAUAAUAACGAAAGAGUCCUACAACCGCAUAAAUGCAGCCAACCAAAAACCGGACAACAUCGACAUCAAUCGGCAACCCGUGCACGUGGGAUUCUGUUCUGUAAUUAGUGCCUCGCUAGAGUCCUUAAAUACGUCACUGGCUGCCCUCGGUAUCGUGCCAAAAGGACAAGGAAUGUGGAGGGACAGCUUCCUGGUCUCGUUUCUGGUGGACGCGAGGGGAGGCGCGAUGCGCGGCUGCCGGCACAGCGGGGUGCGGAUCAUCGUGCCCCCGCGCAAGGCGACUAUGCCCAUGAGGGUCACCUGCCGGUACCUCAAGAGGGACAAGCUAACGAACCCACCGCCCCUCAUGGAGGGCGAGGCCCUGGCCAGCCGGAUACUCGAGCUCGGGCCCGUCGGGGCCAAAUUUUUAGGGCCCGUGAUCAUCGAGGUGCCGCACUUUGCCUCCCUGCGGGGCAAGGAGAGGGAGAUCGUGAUCCUUCGCUCGGACAACGGGGAGACCUGGCGCGAGCACACCCUCGAGGCGAGCGAGGAGGCCGUGCAGGACGUACUCAACGAGAGCUUCGAGGGAGAAGAGCUAAGCCAACUCGAGGAUCUGCAAACCUCGCGCAUCGUGCGAGUGCUGACGGUCGACUUUCCCCACUACUUUGCCGUUGUCUCGCGCAUCAGGCAGGAGGUCCACGCGGUCGGGCCCGAGGGUGGCACGGUCUCGUCCUCGGCGGUGCCUCAGGUCCAGGCCAUAUUCCCCGCUGCGGCCCUCACCAAGAAGAUCCGAGUCGGACUGCAGGCCCACCCCAUACCGGCGGAGCUCGUGGCUAAGCUGUUGGGCAACCGAGUGGCGGUGUCGCCUAUCGUGACGGUCGAGCCGAGGAGACGCAAGUUCCAUAAGCCGAUCAUACUGACGAUACCGGUGCCCCAGGCGGCCAACAAGGGCAUGAUCAACCAGUACUCCGGUGACGCGCCGACCCUCAGGCUCCUUUGCAGCAUAACUGGGGGUCAGUCACGGGCGGUCUGGGAGGACGUAACUGGCUCGACUCCUUUGACCUUCGUCAAAGAUUGCGUCUCGUUCACGACGACAGUGUCGGCUCGCUUUUGGCUGAUGGACUGCCGGAACAUAUCGGAGGCCACGAAAAUGGCCACUGAGCUCUACACGCACGCGACCCACGUACCUUUCAUGGCCAAAUUCGUUGUUUUUGCCAAGCGCGUCGAUACCUCGGAGGCGAGGUUACGGGUGUUUUGCAUGACGGACGACAAGGAGGACAAAACCCUGGAGCACCACGAGCACUUUACCGAAGUGGCCAAGAGCCGCGACGUCGAGGUUCUCGAGGGUAAAACCCAGUACAUGGAGUUUGCCGGAAACCUCGUGCCAGUGCUCAAAAGCGGCGAACAGCUGCAACUGCCCUUCCGAGCGUUCAAGGAAAACAGAGUACCCUUCACAGCCAGGGUCAAAGAUCCCGAUGCAGCCGACAUGAUGGGCAGGAUCAUGUUCAUGAGCGAGCCCAAGAUUCCGAAGGGCGAGCCUCCGCAAAUCCCACUUUGCACGCUAAACAUCCUUUUGCCCGAGAGAAUCUCCCCCGUGACCGGCAACUCGGAACUCGAUUUGCUUCAAGUUUCGAAAAACUGUAGCUUCGCGCGAAACGGCGGACUGAGUAGACCGGACUCGAUACACCGGGCGACGAUACGCCUGACGGACAUAUCGAAUUUGAUCGACAAGGACUGGGAGAAGCUCGCGCAGGAGUUGAACGUUUCGGCCAGCGCGAUUAGCAAAAUAAAGGAGGAACACCCCAACAAUGCGGCACAACAGGCCAGCGCCAUGUUCAAGGCUUGGCAAAAUGACGGGAACAAAGCUACCGGUAAUACGCUGGAAAAAGCACUGAACAAAAUUGGUCGUGACGACAUCGUUGAAAAAUGCAUUUUUAACGUCGAAUUGGUGACCGAUGACGUUGAAAAGGCCGUUGCUCGUGUCAGGUUGGAUCAACCUGGUUUCGACAAUCUCAAGGAAGAAUUGGGUCCAUCGAGAAACACGUCUCUUAGAAGAGACACAACGAUGGAUCCCAAAAUGGAUCCAGAAUAUGAAGAACCAGAUAGAAUGAAGGAUUCUGAGUCCGUAGAGGAACUCAACAUCAGUGCUCCAGGACAUAAAACAAAUGAACAACACAUGACAAAUGGUACUGCUUACACCGCCACAUCGACUCCUAUCAAAGACAAAUAUGCCGGCGAUGAGAAAGAGCUUGGAGAUGUUAUGGCUGAUAUUAUUGAGCAGAAAAGUCACGCUUCCGAUACAAUUGUGAAGAAAUCACAUGAUGAAGUCGAUGAUUAUAACAAAAAACGAGAAAUGAUUUAUGAAGAUGCCAAACAACUAGUUUCUGAAAUCACCGACGAAGCAGCCAGACGAGCUCAAGUAAUUUUAGCCAACCGCGAGCUUCAGCCUUCAGCUAAGGAAACAGAAAAUGACUUUAUGCAACAAAACGAACCAUCCUUCAUGGAAACGAUUACAAGCGAGGACGACCCGGAAACACACGAAAGCAGCCAAACGAAAAUAAUAAAAACGACAACGACAACGACGGCAACGACUUUGGAGGCUGACACCAGCGGAGCCGACGAUUCGAUGCAGACAAUGGUCGACCAAUUCAUGACGGAGGAGCGGAAGGAUCGCUAAGUUAGACCGAGUAAAUGAAAAGUGCGUGCAAACCCGGAACUUUGGACGACCGACAGGCAGCUAUACAAUGACAUGCGGAAGCUCGAGAUCCCGAGGCGCUCACUGAUGGGAGCACACCCUGGACUCGGGAGUCUGCCGGAAAUAGCCCGCGCGUCGGUGUCCCUUCAUCAUAAUUUAUUUAUUUAUUUAUUUAUUUACUCGCUAGUGUACGCUCCUUCCGUAAAUUCAAAGCUUGCAAAUAUACAUUAUACGUAGCCUUACUAAGGUAUAACUGUGCGUGUUUCCAGCAACAAUUUUACUACCCGAUGAAAAAUAACAUCUUUGGUCAGUCUUGGUUGGUCGUUGUUUUGAUCUUAACAAAUAUAUAUAUAUAUUUUUUUUUUCUUUUUGCUAGUACGCUCAGCUGAAAAGAGAAAUGUAAUCCAAUCGAACGAGACUAGCAAACAUAAAUGGGAGCCAGAGUUUUAUCGAUCCAGUAGAUAGAAAAAAAUUAAUUUGAUCGACCAAUAUAAUGAAACGGCUAGUUUCGAUGUAACAUAAGAGUAAGAAGGGAAAGUGUGGAUAUUCCCCGUGUGCCCGUAAUAAAAUUGUCGCCCGAAACGUUUCGCUACCACUCGCGCCGCAUAAAAUCAAACAUAACUUUUCGUGCCAGCUCGAGGCUCUCCUGUCACGAGCGCGCUCACUGGUACGAUAAUCGCUUAUUGACCGCUUUUAUUGCUGAUCUUUGCGCAAAGAGCUUCAUCUCUCACGUUAACAUGUAUAUUUAAUAUAGAGCACUCGCGUGCAAGUGUACCUUUUGUGUGGGUCUUCUGUAUAUGCAAUUCGAGAGAGAAUUUCCUUUUUUUUUUUUUGUUUGAAUAAUU